AUGAACGCGCGAAAUGGAAAUCAUUUCAAUGACACUUCAAUGAGCUGGGUCAUUAAUGGGCUCCUGCGAAGUGAUCUUCUCACUGACGAAAAGCGCAAGGUCUUGAAGGACUUCCAAAGCAACAAGGCUGUCUUGUCGGAAAUCGCUGAUGUUCUGAAUAUGAGAAUUAUAUAUCUCGAUAAAUGGGAGUGGGAUCCAAAUGGUGUUGCAAUUGAACAGCGCAGACUAUUGAAUGGCCGCUCACGAUUCUUUCAUGACGACGAGCUGCUGCAAGCGAUGCUGAUGCGAUAUGUCGGAGUUGAGUGGUCUGUUCACCUCAAGGCUGCUUUGACUGAAUUUCAGACUACUGCAAAUGUUUGGAAGACUGCCUCAGGAGCCGUUCCAGCCUCGGACCAGGAGCGUCGCAAGUACUUCCUCCCAAGUUCUCUUACAGAAGGGGCCACGGUAGAGUCCAUACGCACCAAGUAUUUCAAGAAAGAAAUAUUCCUUGAGCAGCUUCCAGACAAGGUUGAUGAGGUUCGUGGAAGCUAUGACAGCGACGUUUCCGAGGAUGAUGAUACACGAAAAAGCAGUCUCCAGAUCACUCAAACUCUGUUGCAUACAUUGGCCACCGAAAUCAUCAUCAAACGUGCUCUUGGACAGGAUUUGACUGUUGUUCGAACAGAUUUUGCCUCGUUCGGCCCAUCCCUUCCUCAUCUGACCAUCACCACAGUUCUCAAGACACUCGGUGUAUCUGAUCGGUGGGUAGACUUCUUUCGCCGUACACUGGAGUCCCCAGUAAAGUUCGUUGAGGAUGGACCCAACGCAAACGCACAAACCCGAAUGAGAGGCACGCCACCUAGCUCUCCAAUGAGUGAUUUCAUGGCAGAGGCUGUUUUAUUCUGCUUGGAAUUCUCUUUCAACCAGGAGACUAAUGGAGCCAGAAUGUACAGACUGCAUGACGAUAUUUGA
This is a messenger RNA of Cadophora gregata, 951 nucleotides long. RefSeq lists its product as uncharacterized. The coding region runs from base 1 to 951 and encodes 316 amino acids. NCBI's taxonomy places the organism in Eukaryota, Fungi, Ascomycota, Leotiomycetes, Helotiales, Ploettnerulaceae. The record is from RefSeq and is a predicted model, not a curated record. The transcript has a single exon.